Olea europaea var. sylvestris is the source of this 1182-nucleotide messenger RNA. Its product is annotated as protein FAR1-RELATED SEQUENCE 5-like. Bases 1 to 1182 code for a protein of 393 amino acids. The transcript is spliced from 4 exons. Gene Ontology annotation, biological process: regulation of DNA-templated transcription. Lineage: Eukaryota; Viridiplantae; Streptophyta; Magnoliopsida; Lamiales; Oleaceae. The record is from RefSeq and is a predicted model, not a curated record.
AUGAAGAGUAAAUACAGCCAACUGGAUCACAAUCAUAAAAUGAGUCCUUCGAAAUCAAGGCUGUAUCAAUGCAAUCGAGAGCUGACUGCAAAUAUCAAACGAAAGCUUGAAGUGAAUGAUAUUGUAGGAAUUUCAUUACACAAAAGCUACAAUUUUGUAGUGGUGGAAGCAGGCGAUUAUGAGUCUAUCACAUUCAUCGAGAAAGAUUACCAUAGGUGUAGACAAGCGUACAAAGAGUUCAGUGAUGUUGUCACAUUUGAUACAACAUACCUCACUAACAAGUAUGACAAGCCGUUUUUCCCGUUUGUUGGCAUCAAUCAUCAUGGGCAAUCAACACUGUUUGGUUGUAGCUUGAUAGCUAAUGAGGACACCAAUAUAUUUGUGUGGUUACUCCGGACAUGGUUGCAAUGCAUGCACGGUCAAGCACCAAAUGAAAUAAUUACUGAUCAAGAUAGGGCAAUGCAGAAUGCAAUUAAGUUUGUAUUUCCACAUACGAAGCACAGGUGGUGUCUGUGGCAUAUCUUGAAGAAGUUACCUGAGAAGUUUGGCUAUCAUGAUGACAAGGCUUCGAUAUUUUUUACUAUACAUGGAUUAGUGUGUGAUUCGCAUACCGUUGAUGAGUUUGAAAAAGGGUGGAGAGCGAUGAUUGAUAUGUACAAGUUGUAUGACAAUGAUUGGUUGGCGGGAUUGUUUGCAAACAGAGGACGUUGGGUUCCAUGUUUUUUGAAAGCCACAUUUUGGGCCGGAAUGUCCACAACGCAACGAAGCGAGAGUAUGAAUGUGUUCUUCGAUGGAUACAUGCAUUCGAAGACCUCUUUGAAGCAAUUUGUUGAACAAUAUGAAAGAGCACUGUGGAACAAAGUUGAAAAGAAAUUUCAGGCUAACUUCAAGUCGUACGUGCAAAUGGGUUUUAUAGAGACGAUUUACGAGGUACGGGAAGAUGUCCUGCUAUAUGAAGAGCAUCGAAUGAAAAGGACCUUUUUUGUGUCAUAUACGAAGGAGACACAAGACAUUUUAUUAUUGGAUAAGUUUAUAUUGUGGCAAUGGAGGAGGGACAUUAGUAGAGCACACACGAGGAUCGCAGUUUACUAUGCUGAGUUGGUCAAUACUCUGGCACAGUUGAGGUACGAGGAUAUAUGUCGAGCAUUUUCAGAGGUGGAUGGCCUUGUUGCGAAUGAUUAA